AUGUGCCCCUGCUGCAGCUGGAGGGACAUGUGCAAGUAUGAGACUGCCAAGGUCAUCCGUGUCCAAAGCAUGACCUAUGGGACUAUAAGAUGGACCCUCUGUAUGAUAGUCUUCUUCUAUGUUUGCUUUUCCUUGGUGAGUGACAAGCUGUAUCAGCAGAAGGAACCCCUCAUCAGCUCAGUGCAAACCAAAGUGAAAGGCAUAGCAGAGGUGAAGGAUGGGAGCACGUCUCGAGUGCUGGACACAGCCGAUUACACAUUUCCUUUGCAGGGAAACUCAUUCUUUGUGAUGACUAACUUCAUAUCCACGGAAGGCCAGACACAAGGACUUUGUCCCGAGUAUCCCACCCGAAUAACUCUUUGUUCCACUGAUCGGGGGUGUAAAAAAGGCAAGAAGGAUCCACUGAGCAAAGGGAUUCAGACAGGAAGGUGCGUGCAGUACAAUGCAACCCAAAAGACCUGUGAGGUCUCUGCUUGGUGCCCUGUGGAACCAGAAAGAGAUGCUCCUAAGCCAGCUCUCCUAAUUAGUGCCGAAAACUUCACUGUGCUCAUAAAGAACAACAUUGAUUUCCCAGGCCACAACUAUACCACAAGAAACAUUUUACCAGGAGUCAAUAUUACUUGUACAUUUCAUAAGACUCAGAAUCCACAGUGUCCAAUCUUUAGGCUGGGAGAUAUCUUCCGAGAAGUAGGGGAAAAUUUUUCUGAUGUGGCUAUACAGGGUGGAAUUAUGGGCAUUGAGAUCUACUGGGACUGCAACUUAGACCGAUGGUUCCAUUCCUGCCGCCCAAAGUAUAGUUUCCGUCGUCUUGAUGACAGGACCACCAUUGAGUCUUUAUACCCUGGCUAUAAUUUCAGAUUUGCCAGAUAUUAUAUGGAAGGAAACGUCGAAAAACGGAAUCUGAUUAAAGCUUUUGGAAUCCGCUUUGACAUUCUGGUUUUUGGCACAGGAGGAAAGUUUGACUUUAUCCAAAUAAUCAUGUACAUUGGCUCAACUCUCUCCUACUUUGGUUUGGCCACAGUAUUCAUUGAUUUUCUCAUUGAUACAUACUCAAGUACCUGUUGCCGAACUAGUGUUUAUCGUUGCUGUCCAGUCUGUAAGCCUUGUGGGGUCAAUGAGUAUUACUACAGGAAGAAGUGUGAGACCGUUGAGGAGCCCAAGAGGACUUUAAAGUAUGUGUCCUUUGUGGAUGAGCCCCACAUUCGGAUGGUGGAUCAACAGUUAUUGGGGAAAAGUUUGCAAGAAGUGGAAGGUGAAGAGGUUCCAAGACCCCGAAUGGAUUUCACAGACUUGGCCAAGCUUCUUCCACCACAGCCUGAUGCCAGCCUCAGCCCUGUAUCCCCAGAAGAAAUGCGACUCCUGAAGAAAGAGCCAAGUCCUCCAACCCAGGCAAAGCCCAAAUGGUGUCACUGUGGGCACUGCCGCCCAUCCCAACUCCCAGGAAGCAACAAGUGCCUGGAAGAGCUGUGCUGUCGCAGGAGUGAGGGUCCCUGUAUCACCACCUCGGCCCUCUUUGAGGAGCUGGUCCUCUCCAGGGCCACCCUGCGCUUCAUCUUGCUCUACCAAGAGCCCUUCCUGGACAUGAACGUAGAUGCCCUGACCAACCAGCUCCGGCACUGUGCUUAUAGGCGCUACAUUGACUGGCGCUUUGGCAGCGAUGACAUGGCCAGCUUCUCCAUCCUGCCCAGUUGCUGCCGGUGGACUAUCCGAGAUCAUUUUCCCAAGCAGGAGGGAAAGUAUACUGGCUUCAAGAACCCUUUUCCAUACACAUAUUUGGAACCAAAGAGUUUCUAAAAUCGACUUCUUUCAUCUUUAACUUUCUUUACCUUCUGGGAGAAAGAUUUGAGAGAUUCAACCUUGGGUUAUGAAAACUUCCUUUCUCAUCUUGAAACUGAAGAUAUAGGGAGGGAACAACCUGAUUUGGGAGAAAGAACUCUGGUUUGAAAGUUUGGGCUCUCUCUAGAAAGGUAAUUCCCCACGGGCACGGCUACUUAAGUUUAGUGCCUCGGUUUCUUCAUCUGGAAAAUUAUAACAAAAACCUGCCUUGCCAAUCCAAAGAGACCUUUUGAGGAUAAAAUCAUACCCUAUAAAUGAAAAUGUUUUGUAAAAGGUUAAAUGUGCCACAAAACUAUACUAUUCUUUUAAUUAUAUAAAAAUGGAUAUGGUAACCAA
This is a messenger RNA of Antechinus flavipes (yellow-footed antechinus), 2172 nucleotides long. Its product is annotated as P2X purinoceptor 7-like. Gene Ontology annotation, biological process: monoatomic cation transmembrane transport; response to ATP. The transcript is spliced from 13 exons. Gene Ontology annotation, cellular component: nuclear inner membrane; plasma membrane. NCBI's taxonomy places the organism in Eukaryota, Metazoa, Chordata, Mammalia, Dasyuromorphia, Dasyuridae. Gene Ontology annotation, molecular function: purinergic nucleotide receptor activity; extracellularly ATP-gated monoatomic cation channel activity; ATP binding. The record is from RefSeq and is a predicted model, not a curated record. Bases 1 to 1794 code for a protein of 597 amino acids.